AUGGAGAAGACAUCAGCCAUUACAAAGGUCAUUGGUGACAUCCAGUGUGAUGCCACACAUGAGUGUGUGGACAGGGACCCCUGCUGUAUGAUGGCCAACCACCAGUGGGGAUGCUGUCCUAUGCCUCAGGCUGUGUGUUGCCCAGAUAAAGUCCACUGCUGCCCUUCUGGAACUACCUGUGACUCAUCACCUGGCAAGUGUAACAGACAGGAUGGAAUCAUACUUCCCUGGAUGCAGAGGUCAUCCUCAAAUUCUCUGUUAACUGCAUAUUUUGUUCUACCGGAGACAGAAGCGUCGGUGGUGUGCCCUGGAUAUGAUUCAGAGUGUCCAUCUGGCUCCACCUGUUGUCGGCUGGCGUCAGGAAGCUGGGGUUGCUGCCCAUUGCCAGAGGCUGUGUGCUGCUCUGACAAUGUCCACUGCUGUCCAUCUGGGAUGAUCUGUGACGUCAGUCUAGGCGCCUGCAUCUAUGAUGGCAUCAGCAUUACUUGGGAAUACAAAAGGCCAGCUCGGGCCAGGAAGACACAGCACAGUGGUGGACAAGCCAAGCAUCCUAGCCCAGACAAGAGUAUCAAGGAGAUAGAAGCGUCGGUGGUGUGCCCUGGAGAUGAUUCAGAGUGUCCAUCAGGCUCCACCUGUUGUCGGCUGGCGUCAGGAAGCUGUGGUUGCUGCCCAUUGCCAGAGGCUGUGUGCUGCUCUGACAAUGUCCACUGCUGUCCAUCUGGGAUGACCUGUGACGUCAGUCUAGGCGCCUGCAUCUAUGACGGCAUCAGCAUUACUUGGGAAUACAAAAGGCCAGCUCGGGCCAGGAAGACACAGCACAGUGGUGGACAAGCCAAGCAUCCUAGCCCAGACAACAGUAUCAAGGUCCAGAAACCUCUUGACAAUGAGGUGAAAGAGUCGUCAGAGCAUGUGGUGAAUGAGAUUCUUAAUUACAUGUUUUCUUUUCUACAGGAGGAGAUAGAAGCGUCGGUGGUGUGUCCAGGGGAUGAGUCAGAGUGUCCAUCAGGAAACACCUGUUGUCGGCUGGCGUCAGGAAGCUGGGGUUGCUGCCCAUUGCCAGAGGCUGUGUGCUGCUCUGACAAUGUCCACUGCUGUCCAUCUUGGAUGAUCUGUGACGUCAGUCUGGGCGCCUGCAUCUAUGACGGCAACAGGAUGUCUUGGGAAUACAAAAGGCCAGCUCGGGCCAGGAAGACACAGCACAUUGGUGGACAAGCCAAGCAUCCUAGUCCAGACAACAAUAUCAAGGUCUAG
This is a messenger RNA of Haliotis rubra (blacklip abalone), 1251 nucleotides long. Its product is annotated as progranulin-like. Lineage: Eukaryota; Metazoa; Mollusca; Gastropoda; Lepetellida; Haliotidae. The transcript has 9 exons. Bases 1 to 1251 code for a protein of 416 amino acids. Gene Ontology annotation, cellular component: extracellular region. The record is from RefSeq and is a predicted model, not a curated record.